AUGAAUCACUUGAGUCAAAAGGAUGGCUUCCAAAAUCCUAUAAAGAAUUGUAGAAAUCUCGAAGCAUUCGUCAUGAUGAACUGUAAAGCCUCGGAUAACAAAAGAGUGGUUGUCAUCCCAGCAGCAAGUCUUUUUUUAUUCAGAGCAGUAUGUGAAGUCAUGCUUUCAUUUGUGAGCGGAAAAGUUUCACCUUCACUUAAUCAACCAUCAGAAUGUAUGAAGGUUUCUUUCUUUCAUGGAAAUGGAAUUUUAACCUAA
Molecule: messenger RNA, 258 nt
Organism: Clunio marinus
Lineage: Eukaryota; Metazoa; Arthropoda; Insecta; Diptera; Chironomidae
Source: the annotation of a GenBank genome assembly